This is a messenger RNA of Psylliodes chrysocephalus, 1612 nucleotides long. The record is from the annotation of a GenBank genome assembly. NCBI's taxonomy places the organism in Eukaryota, Metazoa, Arthropoda, Insecta, Coleoptera, Chrysomelidae.
UAAGAAAUAUUCUGUUUUUAUAAUUAUUAUGCUCUUUGAGCAUUUUUACCAGAUUAAUCUAUGACCAACAAAUAUGCAUAAUUAAAAUGAGUUACAUAGAAUUGGAAAUACCGUUUUGUAACUAUUUCAAAAACCAGAUUUCAGUAGCCGUCUUUAAUCUGCCGUACAAGAACAAGUGGAGUUGUUGACUUAGUUAAUUUACGAUAGCCGGUACAUUCACCACGGGAUUACAAUAAGAAUGGUGCAUCAAAAGUGUUUUGCGGUAUUGUUAAUAGUUGGUUGUUUUUGUUUUUGCCAAAAUGAAGCACAACAAGAUUUAAAACGAGGUUCCACCUGCCGUACUCCAAAUGGAGAUACAGCGACAUGUAUAUCCAUAUUUGAUUGUUCCCGAUUCGUAACAACCAUUCGUUCUGGAUCACCUUCCCAGAUCAAAUUUAUACAAAGUUCCCAAUGCGGUUGGGACAACCACGCACUAGUUUGUUGCGGUACUGAUAUUGACUAUAAAUCAACAAGAUCUCCACCAGUUACUGUAGGAACUCCAGUGGGAAGGACAGUUCGGACAGGAUUUAGAAGAAAUAUCGCUAUACCAGAUAGGGCCAACUGUGGACGCCAGGAGGCGGACGAGGGUUUAUCAGGCUUCAUAUAUGGAGGUAAGGAGACUCAACUAGACGAAUUCCCUUGGUUGGCAAGUUUGGGAUAUACCGACCGCUUUGGAAGGAGACAAUGGUCUUGCGGAGGUACUCUUAUUAACAAUAGAUAUGUACUAACGGCUGGACAUUGCGUUAUUGGAGAGAUCGAACGGAAAAUUGGAAAAUUAUCUGUUGUAAAAUUUGGAGAACACAAUACAGACACUAUUAUUGACUGCAAUAAAGACUCAAAAUGUAAUAAUAGACCUGUUACUAUUGAAGUAGAUCAAGUAGAGUAUCCACCAAAUUAUGACGGAUUGUCUAACAGUCCAUUUGAUAUAGCACUAGUGAGAUUGAAGCAGAAAGUUGAUUAUACAAAUUUCAUAAGACCAAUUUGUCUGCCUGAACCUAACGAAGCCUCUAGAAACGCAGAAAUGAUGACCACAGCUGGUUGGGGACGAAUCGAAAAUGGAACAGCUUCAAAGGUCCUUCUAAAGGUUGAAAUUCCAUUUGUCGAUAAGCGACAAUGUAGUAGAUUAUAUUCAUCCGCAGGUGUCUUCUUAAUAGAUUCUCAAAUUUGCGCAGGAGGCGAGGGAGGCAAAGAUUCGUGUGCAGGUGAUAGUGGAGGACCCCUAAUGCGACGAUCUUCUGCAAACCCUUUGGUGUGGUAUCAAGAAGGAAUAGUUUCUUUUGGAGCUUUAAAAUGUGGCAUUAAAGGAUUACCUGCAAUUUAUACCAGAAUUGCAGAUUUCUUACCUUGGAUUCAUACUACUGUUAGAGAUUAAGUUAAAAAAUAGUGUAGAUAAUUUUUUACCGAAUAAUUGUUCUCAUAGAAAAUCGGUUCAUGAUUAAUGUGUUCCACGAUACAAAAAUUUAUUUGUAUUUUCACAUGCGUAACUAAAUAGUUUAAAAUCUAAAAUAGUGUUCGAAUUGUAUCAUAAGUAAGCAAGUGUUUGAUAAAGUCUGACAAAUAAAAUAAAGCAAAU